AUGACAGAUUCAGAACUCUAUAUCCUUGGGAUGAGCCCUGGGGAUUUCUAUAGCCAGAGCCAGAGAGACAUCGAAUGGGAGCUGAACAGCCGACAUCCCCAAGAUAUCGAUGAUCAGACCCUCCUGGACCUCUACACAAAGUGGCUUGCAAAGCAGGCUCCCUUCCUGGGUCUCACAAAUCAUAAGGCCUCUUCUAAAGUCAUCCGGGAUGCCUGCGACUAUCUCAGCUCUAGAAAGUACGAAAAAUGCCGUGUGAUCAACGCCUUUUCUCAGCACAAGAACGACUACCUCAAAGACCGAUCUGGAGGCGUUCGGACUUUCAACCUUGCAAGAAGAGACAUCGAGAUCAACUACAAAUUGUCGCCUCGUGCCCGACAAGAUUUGAACACUCCGUCUAUCCUCAAAGACGCAGCCUCGACAGUGGAUCUGAUAGAUUUGCCUCAAUCUGCUAGAGUUUCCACCCAAGCGAGCGAUCCAACCCCGGGGACUCAAGAGCCAGGAAACGUCCGCCCCGACCCUGACGAUUCCCGUCUCAGUCUUCGACAGAAGCUCAUUUCCCGAUUGGACCAGCUCAAGUCCAGAACGCUACCACCAGAGAAGGCGUCUGGUAAUUCCUCCUUGAACGAGCAAGCGCCGCCUGCGGCCUAUGCCACUUCUUUCAGAAUUGCCCCUCGCAUGAUCCGCUCCUUCCAAAGAGCUACGUUUGCCGCCUCUGUGGCGAGCGUCGAAGCCACUUUGUCCAAGAUUGUCCUCGGAACCAAGCGACCAGCCUGGCACUCCAGCUCUAUUGGCCGAGCAAAACCAGCUUCUGCCAGCCAAAGUUCGAGUGUCAAUGAACCCUACAUGAACGAGGAGCGAGCACGAUAUUUGCAAACCAACCCAGGCAGUGAUCUAUUCAAGUCACCCAGCUUCCUAGUGUCAGGUGGAGGCCCUCUCAAAUCCGGGAGCAACUCUAAGCCAGUCAGAAGUCGCCCUCGUUCUUCCUCGUGUCGCCCUAUCGACUCGCACUUUGCCGAUGAUAAUUAUCGUCCUGAAAGACCCCGCCAGCGCAUCGACGCAUAUCGCCCCAACGGACCUCGUCAAUCUAUCGAUACAUACCGUCCUGAUACGUCUCGUCGUCUUGAUGAUACACACCACUCUAAUGAACAUCGACAGUUCGAUCUUACGUAUCGUCCCAAAGAAUCGGAGAAACUGGGCCCGUCGUGUCUGAAGAGAAACACGGAGCGGGUUCCAGCGUGGAAUGUGGGCGAGAAAGAGGCGAGGGUUCGAUCCAAGUUGACCAAAAGGCGCACCGACGGCAGGCUCUCGCCUUGGGACGAUAUACAGAGACCAUCGAAGAGACAGCGGCAAGAGGACCCCUUUGCCGGCGGCUUGCCUUGGGAUGACGACGACAAGUCCCCCAAGGUGGUACAGCAAACUGCUUCCGUUGACGAACCGGUUCAUAGGCUUGUGUCUGCCAAGCAAGACUCGGUUGUCGACACAAAGGCGAAGCAAGUAGACACAUUGGGGGAUGUUUCCAUGGAAAUAGACGGGACUAUGGAUUCAAAUGGGGCCACAGAGCCACGCGAAUCAACCGAUAUGCAGUGGAAACAAGCCAGUGUUGAUGCGGAUGACUUUCUUGAGGCGUUGGAGGGAGAGAUCCUCUUUCAAUCGAAGCCAGAAGUCACUGACCACAUGGCCGUCACUAAGCCGGUCGAUGGAAGUGAGAUCCUGCAAUCUUCUUCCUCGCCAUCUGGGACUCUGGACGACCAGUGUGUUGUACCCGAAAACCUCGGUACUAUUGAUUACGACAACGAAGACGAUGGCGACGAUGACGUCUAUAUGGAGGACGCCCCUGAGGAUUUGACCCAAGCUCUAAGUAGCCCCAUUGAGACGAUCCAUGACUCAUCUCAUAUUGAGGAGGUCAUUGUUCCAUUGCAAACCUUGAAGCCUCUCUGGAGAGACCCCCCAUACGACCGUGCCGUCUUGGUUCUGUUCCGAGGCAGGGAGCACGAGAACGUUUACGUCAAUAUUGCUCGCCGACGCACCGCUAUUGAGAUGUAUGAUACCGAAGAGGAGGAACGCUCCGCCACUUCGAAAAGGAGCGAGUAG
This is a messenger RNA of Colletotrichum orchidophilum, 2091 nucleotides long. RefSeq lists its product as uncharacterized. The transcript has 3 exons. NCBI's taxonomy places the organism in Eukaryota, Fungi, Ascomycota, Sordariomycetes, Glomerellales, Glomerellaceae. The record is from RefSeq and is a predicted model, not a curated record. The coding region runs from base 1 to 2091 and encodes 696 amino acids.